GGAUCCUCCUGCGUUGGUCUGACCCAGUAUGUGUGUGUGAGAGUGUUUGAAUGAGUGUGUGUGCUGAAAGCAGCUGGCAGAGGUGACAUUCAUCAGUUCCACUCGUUUGGAAUAAAUGAAAAGCUUAAAAAUCUGGAUAUUUACAUGAACCAGCAAUGCCCUGUGUACAAACACAGUAUGCAUCCCUGCUGCAUGACAACUACUUCAGCUCUGAGUUCUUAAACCCUGACCUCAGUGCCAAACUGGUGAUGGACAUCAGUGGCCAAAAUGACCAGCUGUCUACAUCUUCGUUGCCCAGCAUCAAUACCUUGGUGGGAAAUGGCUAUGUCGGGGAGUUUGAUGCUUAUUCCUGCAAGAUUACCACCUCCCCUCCCACCUCUACAGUUUCAUUCAGCCACGCUGCGGUAGCUGAAAGCUCCUGCCCUCAGAUGCAAAGCCAACCUUUCAAGCUGGAUGAUCUUCAGGUGUAUGGCUGUUACCCAGGCUCCUUUGCGCUGAGCUGCCUUGAUGAAACACUAUCGUCAUGUGGCUCUGACUACUAUGGCAGCCCAGUUUAUGCCACUGCUUCCCCUCCAACAUCAGGCUUUCAGGCCCAGUCUGCACCUGUGUGGGAUUCCCCUUUCAGCCCCUACCCCUCAGCCCCCCCAUCCUCUAUGGCAGAUAAGUGUGCCAUGGCCCAGCAGCUCUCCUUUUUCACCUUUGGCAGCCCCGGACCAGAGCAGCAUUCUCCCCUAGGGCAGCAUCAGGACGCUCAGCCAGGACAUGAUGAACAUUUCUUCCUGCCUACUCAGCAGCAUGUCUCUCCACAUCAUUGUCCACCCAUGUCCCUGGAGCAUGGACCCCUCGAAAGCCCCAGGAUAGUGGAGGAGGCCAUGACGUCUCCUAAAACCCACAACUCAGGAUCCAGUGAGGGCCGCUGUGCAGUUUGUGGUGACAAUGCAUCCUGUCAGCACUAUGGAGUCCGCACCUGUGAGGGCUGCAAAGGUUUCUUCAAGCGAACUGUACAGAAAAAUGCAAAAUAUGUGUGCCUCGCCAAUAAAGACUGUCCUGUGGACAAGAGGAGGAGAAACCGCUGCCAGUUUUGUCGUUUCCAGAAAUGUCUUGUUGUGGGAAUGGUAAAAGAAGUUGUUCGCACAGACGGCCUAAAAGGUCGCCGGGGUCGUCUCCCCUCCAAACCCAAGGCUGUGGCCGAGGCUUCAUCCACAACCCCCAGUGUCAACAUUGUAGCCUCUCUUGUCAGGGCUCAUCUAGACUCAAACCCAACCAUUGGAAAGCUCGACUACUCCAAGUACCAGGAGACCGUGGUCAACCUGAAAGAAAAGGAGGAAGCCGGUGAUAUCCAGCAGUUUUAUGACUUGCUGACAGGUGCUUUGGAUGUAAUAAGAAACUGGGCUGAAACCAUCCCAGGAUUUACAGAUUUCUGCACAGAGGACCAGGAGCUGCUCCUUGAAUCAGCUUUUGUUGAACUCUUCAUUCUGCGACUAGCAUACAGGUCAAAUCCAGAGAAGGACAAGCUGAUCUUCUGUAACGGUUUGGUCCUCCACCGACUGCAGUGUGUUCGCAGUUUUGGUGACUGGAUUGACUCCAUUAUGGAUUUCUCCCAGAGCCUUCACCGCAUGAACUUAGAUGUCUCCUUGUUUGCCUGUCUUGCAGCGUUAGUUAUUAUCACUGAUCGCCAUGGCCUCAAAGAGCCCAAACGGGUCGAGGACUUUCAGACUCAUCUCAUCACAUGUUUAAGGGAACAUAUGAGCGGAAACGGCUCAGAAGCGAGUUGGACCCAGCCCAACUAUCUUUCUCGUCUUCUUGGCAAACUCCCCGAACUGAGGACUCUGUGCACACAGGGCCUACAGCGCAUCUUCUACCUGAAACUAGAGGACCUGGUCCCUCCUCCACCAAUAGUGGAAAAAAUCUUCAUGGAUACUCUGCCAUUCUGAAAAAGCAUGAGCACAAAUGUGUUAUUUGUAAAAAUGAUAGACUCAAAUCACCAAAUGUGAGGUUUUAUCAUUGAACUCUACUGGUGAACCUCCUUCUAUCACACUGAUUUGCGUGCUGACAAAUGUCUGACAUUGUUCAAGAGACCAUUAUUUUUCUAACAUUAAGUUUAAAAAAGGAUUAUGGUACAUAUGUGAAUACCGCAUCAAGAUGUAUUUCAGUUCAAUGAAACAGGACAGGACACUGUUCAUACAUAUUUUUGUGUGCAUUUGUAAACUGACUUUAUUGCUGUGCUGGAUGUGUGAAUGUUGUGUUGCUAUGCAGCUAGUAAGCCAUGGAUAUUUGGGGAGAUGCAAUGCAGUGUUACAUACUCAGCUUUUCCUAAAAUCAAAAGAAAAACACUCUCUUAAAGAAAACCGUGUUUAAAGUUGCUUUUUGACCCCACUAAGAAGCUGAGAUAGUAGACUAUUUAGUAGAAACAGGCAGGCAGAAUCAUAUGUCCUGUUUCUUUAAAGAACUGUGGAGUCCUUAUUUUCAAAAGGGAUAUAUUUACUAAUUUCUUUUGUAUCGCAAAAGAUAGUUCUAGUCCUAGUUGUGCUCCUGUGGAAGGUCUCGGACCAAAGUUUACUUCUAUUUUGAUACUACCACUCAAAAACCUUAUUGCCUUAAGCUAAGCAAAUGUUCUGCCAUAACUCCAUGCUGCCAUUUUGCAACAACUUGUAAAGACUGAUGCUGGCAGUUACCGUUGAACUGCAUGUCCCUGUAACAACACACAUUGUGAACAAAAAUUUACUAAAUUCAAAGUGCCUUUUA
Cyclopterus lumpus (lumpfish) is the source of this 2745-nucleotide messenger RNA. RefSeq names its product probable nuclear hormone receptor HR38. Gene Ontology annotation, molecular function: RNA polymerase II cis-regulatory region sequence-specific DNA binding; nuclear glucocorticoid receptor binding; zinc ion binding. Bases 156 to 1934 code for a protein of 592 amino acids. Gene Ontology annotation, biological process: regulation of transcription by RNA polymerase II; cellular response to corticotropin-releasing hormone stimulus. Gene Ontology annotation, cellular component: nucleus; transcription regulator complex. The record is from RefSeq and is a predicted model, not a curated record. Lineage: Eukaryota; Metazoa; Chordata; Actinopteri; Perciformes; Cyclopteridae. The transcript is spliced from 7 exons.